Messenger RNA from Trichomonas vaginalis G3, 5676 nucleotides. RefSeq lists its product as uncharacterized. The transcript has a single exon. The record is from RefSeq and is a predicted model, not a curated record. Lineage: Eukaryota; Parabasalia; Trichomonadida; Trichomonadidae. Bases 1 to 5676 code for a protein of 1891 amino acids.
AUGGAUGAACAAUCUAAUCGGGAAACCCGCAUGACACCCGAAAAUCUACCCCCACCAAUAGUAACAAAAACAACAUUCACAACAGAAAAUCUCACAAUUUCAAGGGAAAUAACACAACAAUCAAUUAAAGUAUCAACUAGAACUACUCAUCGAAGACGAGAGUCCUCCAUUGCUAGGUUUUCAAUGACAGAGACAGAAGAAUCAUAUUCUAUUAUUUUUUACUUUAUUAUUCAAUGUGAUCUUAAAACGUUUGAUAUUAACUCAACGAAUUAUCAAGAAAAACAACCAGUUACAGAACUAGUAAACAAUAUUCUUAGCGAAAUUAGAAAAAAUGAUGAUCCUAACAAUUUUUUUAGAAAUUUUGGGAAAAAUUGGGCUGCGAAACUCAUUUCUCAGAUGUUUUCACAAUCAAACAGAUUUGAUCAACAAUCAAUUCUAACUUUAAAAGAAAUAAUCCAAAUAAUUUUUCAAAAUUUAGUUGAUUCUUCAUUUUAUUUACCGAACUUUUGUACUACACAAGAUAUACAAGCAUGUUACGAAGAUUUGUUCAGUCAAAUACAGAAUUUUACAAAAAAUUAUCAAAAUUCUAAUUUUAACAACAUGUUUUCAUCUUUUGAUAGCAUUACAUCAUUAUUUCAACAGAAUUUCGACAUAGAAAUACUAAUUUCCAAUCUAGAAGUGCUAAUUAAAGCUCGAGAUUCGUUAAAUUAUUCAAUUCCAAUUAUAGCAUCACAAGAGACCGACCAACAACCGAUAAAACUUUACAUAAGUAGUAGGAUACUUGCCCUGAUCGAUCAUAUCAUUUCUGAAGUCUAUUCUUACCCCAGAGGACCAUUUUCAGCCAAAGAUUACAAUUACGCGAUCAGAGAUGUUCUAUAUAAUCUCAACAACUAUGAAGAAUCACCGAGAUUCCCAAAAGAUCUUGUUUUCGACAAAAUAAAAAUUCAAAAUAUUAUUGAAACGGGAGACACGUCAGACAUCGAUAAAAUAUUCACAGAAAUACUAGAAAGAGUUGAUCAGAUCCAUAAGAAGUUCAAAACAGGAAAAAUUGCUCAAAAUGAAAUUUUAUUAAGAAGAUCAAUUCGACAUUGCCAAUGGAUUGGUCUAAGAGUUACAGAUACAACUCCUAUACUUGCUGACAAUGGAUUUAACAAUAUCCCGAGUUUUCCAGAUUUAGAUCAAAUUUAUCCAAUAGAAUUACAAAUAAUCGAUUUAGAUUCCAUCAUUCCAUCACCAAUAUCUCAAGUACAACCAAGUUCCAGGCUUCCUUUUAAUGAAUCUGUGAAUUAUAUCACGAAUACACUUGCUCCAUGCAGAGAUGGGCUUUUAUCCAUAGGCAACAACAUCUAUUCUAACAUUAUAUUCGCUUACCAAUGGAAAGAACCCCUUUACAACUCAGCAUCUUUGAUAAAUUUUUUAUAUCAGUCGGGCCAUGAUGUCAACGAAUACCUUUCUUUGUACGGCUGGAUUGUAAACUCAAUAAAAAUCAGGUUGUCAUCAGCGAAAGAAGAAAAAAAUCUGGAAAAUCGCUUUUCAUCACCAAUAUUACUCAUGAAACGGGUAAUGUCAUAUUCCUCACAGUUAUCUGCAUGUCUUUCGUCUAUAAUAUCACAGAAUCCAUCUAAUAUACAGUACUAUGUUGGUUGGAAACCAUUUUUUGACGAAACAUACUUUCUUUUUUCGAAAUUAGACGUUUUUCAAUUGUUUUCUCUCAUACAAGGCACUCUCCAGAACUUAGACUUAUUUGUUGUCAACGCCAAAAACAUUGACAAAGAAUUUCCAGGGUUAAAUGUAUCACUUUUAUCUCUUUCCCUUCAAUUUUCAAUGCAACAAUUGAAUCAAUUUAUUUUACAAAUAAAAAGUGACACAAAUCAAAGCAUUACAGAUCUAAUAGAAGAUUUCAAGCAGUUGAGGCAUUAUACGAAGAACACACAAACCAUAUUUUUACAGAAUUCCAACAAUUACUUUGUUUUGUAUUCUAUAUCUGAAUAUGUCUUGUUUUUCAGCAGAUUGAUACUCAGUUUGGAAGGAAUGAAUGAUUUGUCACAAACAACAGUCAAUUUAAUAAUAGAAAAACUUGAAAAAUUCUCUUUAGAAAUGUCAAAAAUUCCUUCAAUUUUGUUGUCAAUUUUUAACAAAAGUAACUGUCACUUUUUGAUACAAAAGAUAUAUUUAAUAUUAUAUAAAGUAAAACAGAUGAUUCCUCCAAAACCAAUGACACCAUGUGCAAAUCUAUUUCUACAAAUAGAAAACGCUUUGUCAGCUUUGAUUAUUUCAUGUCACAUGUCUGAAGAACAUGAUUAUUUUUUGUGUCAACGUGAAAAGAUACAAGAAAUGACUGUAAAAUACAAUAAAGUUGUCGAUGAAUCGGAAAAUGAUGGUCUCAUUAUAAGAAAUUUAAUAGAUCAUCUAAAUAAACUUGAAAAAGAUCCUUUACUAAAUAUUCAUGCCAAAAAAGUGACACAACUUUGUAGGGAAGUUUUAAAAAUUGUUUCUCCUUUGGAUGGAAUUCCCGUAUCCCCUUUGAUUGCAGCUGUUUCUUCUGAUGACAGAAUGUCCGAACAAAAGAAAAAAUUUAAAUUUGUCAAAUCACCAAAUAACCGCAAAAAACCGUUAAUUCAUUCAAUGGGAUCAUUAUCAUCCAUAGAAUUAGACACCAGGAAGCCUAUCCUCGUUGAUCCGAAUUCUCCUAUCAAGUACAAACCAUCAGGAAAACACGUUAAUUGGACAUUUAAGUGUCCGAACAGACCAACAACACCAAUUCAUUCUCCUUCUAUGAAUGAAAUUGAUUCUGAUUUGAUUCCUCCGCAAAUCCCUGCUUCCCCGUUCUUCGGAUGGUCCCUGAGACUCGUAAGUGAUAAUAUAGAAGUAAUUCCACCGCCUAUUGUCAAAUUCAACCGUUUACAUAAUUCAAAUUCUGAAAAAAGUGUCGAAUUUUUUGACUUCACUUUUCCUGAACCACAAACAAAAGAAUACAACUCGGAAGAUGAACAUUCAGUUGAUUCUUUAAGUCGACAAUUGUCUGAUAUUGAAAUGUCACCUUUAAUUGACCGUUUACUAUUUGCAGAACGACAUUUCAACCGUUUGAGGUCAGAAAUUCCUCAUGUUCUGACAAAUUCAAGCGGUUUGACAAGAAUUUUUGCCUUUUUCAAUAAAUUGAAAAGUGAACUGACAAAUCCUGACACUUUUACGACAUUUUCAGAAUUAGCGAGUGCUAUUGACUUCAAGACAGACUUAUUAGUCGCUGUUUUGGGUGAAUACAAAAUUCAUAACAAGAAAAGUGACAUAAUUGAUGUCAUUGAACGAUGGUUUUUUUAUUUGAUGAAGAACAUCAACUAUAUACAUAAUUUGGCGCAAAGUAAUGAUGAUACAGUGAUUUUGCAAGCUUCUGAUUUCUUUUACGGUUUCUAUCGUUCUCUAUCGGCCAUGACAAGAGUUGUUAAAGAUAUUGAUCAAAAUUUGAAUAGAAAUUGUUUAUCUAUCGUCCACACUUCACUUUUGCCACUUUGUUCGAAAUUAAAUGGAAUGUUACAGAUGACAGAAAUUCCAUUUGAAAUAAGAAGAAAUGAUUUGCAACUUUACAUUCAAAAAGUGACAAAUUUAAGUGAAAAAAGUAAUUUCACUUUUUCGGAAGAAAAUUAUUUGAAUUCACAAAUAAAUUCCAUACAAAACAGUGGACAAAAAGACAAAUUAAGUUACGAAAUACAUAAUAAAAUUUGUCUUAAUUUGGUCGACCAAUUAAAACGUGACACUUCAACAACAAAAGAAAAUUUAUACAGAUCAAUAGUUGUUUUGAGGUAUUCGAUAAGAAUUCUUAAAAUAAUAAAUAAGGUUAAUGACGAAACCGAUGAUUUUCUGAUAAAUCUUUUAAAAAGAAACAAAGACAAUCUAAAUGAAAUUUGUCUUUAUCUCAAUGAAAAAAGUGACACGAAUAACCUUAUUCCUUUAACACGUAUUAUUUCCAAAUGGAUUGAAUUUUUACACCAAAUUAUCAUUUCGCUUGAUUUCUGUGUGAAAACGACGAAAAACAUCAAAAGUUUUCCAGAAAGAUACCAUUUUAUUUCUGAUUAUAUUAUUUCUGUAAUUUCUUCUCUGAGUUUCCUUGAAAAUGAAAAAUUAAAUGGAAUUUUGGACCUCAAAAAAUCAUAUAAUACUUUGAUAAUUGGUUUGCAAGCAACAAGUGAUUAUUGCGACCAAUCUUUAGUAUCUAAUAACUCAAGUGAAGAUGAAAAUUCUGAUAGUGAAAGCGAAGUCUCCACGCCCGUAAAAAUGGACAACUACGAAACACUUCAAAAAAUUUCGCAGUUCGAUUUCGGGUUUUGCCAAAAUGGCUUAGAAAAAAACUUUACAAAUUUGUCAUGGCUGUCAGAUUUAUGCAAAACUCUUUCCGAGCACAAAAGACCUGACACGAAUCGCUGUUUCUCUAUUAUAGAAGCAACUUAUAAUUCAAUGAAGGGAAGUCCAUUUAGCUUACAUCAAAUUAAUCAAAUCACUUCACCUACUGAAUUUUCUCGGAAAAGAUUAAGUUAUUUUUGUUCUAUUUGCGCUGUUUUAGGACAAUUCUGCGAGAUAAACUCUGAGUUCUUGAAUGGAAAGAAGUUUUCAACAAGAAAACUCAAAAAACACUUAUCUUCUAUCAAACAAAUUUCUUUUGACAAAAAUUUGUCAGAAUUUGAUUUCAAAGAUUUUUUCAGAAAAAUCAGAAUUUCUAGAAAAAAUGAUACGAUCAAGUUCGAAGAUUUGCUUGAUAUAGAAGCUGAUUUCGUUCGGGUUUUCUAUCAUAACUCAAAGGAUUUGAUGAAUCACGUGGAAUUGCGAUUAAUCAAAGCAGAAAAAAGCGAAAUCACAAAAUUGAAAGAAAUUUUGAAUUUUUCUGAAAUUUCAAAUAAAAAGAAAGUCAAAAUUUCGGAAGUACAUAGGCGAUGCUGCCUAUUGAUAGACUAUUUCAGAUCUAAUAUAUCUGAAUACAGUUUUUCGACCCAUUCAGACAGAGAUUGUAUUAAAUUCAUAAUCGAGUUCGGUGAGAUGUCAAAUGAGCUGAAAAAUAUUUGUUCCAGGUUAACAGAGAACCAAUUGUUCGUUCAAUGUUUAACAAAUUUUGUUUUGAAUUUUCAUGGCUUCAUUUCUAAUUCAAUAAAAGUUCUUGAAAUAGGAACAACAUCGUUCUUUUCAUUUCCUAUUCAAGCAACUGUUGUCGACAAGUCAUUAAGGUCAUUGUCGACAAAAUUAAUUUUAUUGAAGCAAUUUGAUAUUCCAGAGUCACUGAAAUACGAAGAAUCUAUUGACGUGUUCUUGAGAUAUUCAAAACUGAUCAUGAAAAACGCUGAAAUGAUGAAAAGAAAAAGUCCAUUGUUCUCAAAUUUAUUUAUGACAGUUUCAAAUGGACUUCUUGCCGUGAAAAAUACAUCUGUAAUUACAUUAUCAAGAGCUUCCGAUUUUAAUUCUUUGAUUUCUUUGCUGUUUAUUGCCGAUGAUUUAAUUAAUUUCAUUUCCCCAAAAUGGGAUGCUCUUAUCGAAGAAAAUCUAUUUGAAUUGGCUUCUAACUCUCAGAAUAUACUGAAUAAUGCUGAAUUGUUCGCGAAAAAUUUUCCAUAUUGCAUUCAAAAAUCGGCGAAAAUCAAAUUAUCAAUCAAAAAGGCUAUUAAAAUGAUAUCUUUAUAUUCCGAGCCUUUAUAG